AUGGAUUGUGAGGGCUCACUGGAUUACAAGGCUCUCUACUUCGAAGCCAAGGCAGAACUGGACAGAGAGAGGGAAAGAACCAGGAAAGCAGAGGAACGCGCUGAUAUGUGCUUGAAAAUGGCUAAAAAUGUCAAGAAGCACAAACAAGAGAAUUUGAUGCAUGGUGGAGAAGUCAAGAAGCACGAGACAGAACUUAUGCAAGGAAAAAUAGUAAAUGAGCAACAGCUGAAAGAAGAUGGAGGACAUCAAGAGUCUGAUGAAUCACAGAAACAGGAAGUGGAGGAACAGUGGCCCAAGCUGUGUCUCCCCAACCUCAGCGCUUCGUUUGAUCAAGGCAACUUAUUGGGCAUUCAAACGUCUGGAAGGUUGAGUCACUCUAGACUGAUCGAACAGAAACUUCUAUUCCUGAUAUGCGGGUUUUGCCAGGCAGAAUCCUUUAUGACUCUUCCUAGUAUCAUGAACUCGUCCAAAGAUCGCUAUAUGCCUGACGCUGAAGACGGGAUGCAUGGGAGAAGUCUGGACAAACAGUGUCCGAACGUAGCGCUGCACCGGCUAGGUGCAAAUGACGACCAUCACCAGAUUCUUCCUGAAACGUUGGUCCGGAAAAUCGAGAAGCAGCUCAAUAAAGAAUUUGACCAUGGAUGCACGCCCAUCGGUGGCUGUGCGUCAACCGGCUCACUAUUUAAGAUUACAUCUUCGACACUUGGGUAUACUGUGGUUGGCAAAGGAGCCUCAUCUGAGCUUUGGAAGGAAAAGGUCUCUCAUGAAGCAGACAUUUACCGCAUACUUCAUCAAGCACAGGGAUCUGCAGUCCCUGUUGUCCUUGGGACAGUUGAUUUGAGAAUGGCCCACUUCUCAAAUGGAACCGAGAUCAACCACAUGCUCCUCAUGGCUUGGGCAGGAGAGCAGAUCGAUAAUUGCGAGGACAAGUCCUUUAAACGCGAAGUCAAAAGAUCUGAAAAGGAGAUCCGCUCUCUGGGGGUCAUACAUCAUAAUAUCCAGCCCCAGAACGCGUUGUGGAACCCCGAGCUACGCCGGGCGUUGAUUAUUGACUUUGAUUGUUCGCAACUCGAUUCACUUCCAAUCGAAAAGCGGCAACUCUUGAUGGGGAAGAAAAUCCGCGACCCCUACGGCCGCAAGCGACCAUCUUCAGUUCCACUCGAGUAAAAAGUUAUAUUUCAGCCUGAUUUCUCUCACAAUUGCUGCCUGGCAAGAAUCCGCGGGUUUUCCCGAGCCGUUUGGCGAUGGCGCGUGGUGUACCGUUUUUAUAGACGCAGCUGAUGUGUGCUGCCUUUCCCUCUGCCAGAUAUUUUGUUCUGCACUAGCUGAGGAACUCAUAAAGUAUCAAAUUCAAUUUCUAGAGAGGCGAAAUUGAAAGGUUCUGUGCAUGAGCGACUCUUCUUGAGCUUCUGAGCGUGCAUAUUCCUGCAGAUAUCUUGAGAAAUCGGAGUAACAAUCGACCUGUAUAGAUGUGACCAAGAUCAGCCGAUACCGAUUGUCUCAAGAUUAAAACACAACUCC
Messenger RNA from Aspergillus piperis CBS 112811, 1521 nucleotides. RefSeq lists its product as uncharacterized. The coding region runs from base 1 to 1167 and encodes 388 amino acids. NCBI's taxonomy places the organism in Eukaryota, Fungi, Ascomycota, Eurotiomycetes, Eurotiales, Aspergillaceae. The transcript has 6 exons. The record is from RefSeq and is a predicted model, not a curated record.